This is a messenger RNA of Xyrichtys novacula (pearly razorfish), 375 nucleotides long. Lineage: Eukaryota; Metazoa; Chordata; Actinopteri; Labriformes; Labridae. The record is from the annotation of a GenBank genome assembly.
AUGGGGCUCCCACACUCAUACAUCCCAGUUACAGCUGAAGGGAGACGUGGAUACAUUACUCACCGAUUGGAGGUCCGGUCUGUGUGUUCGGAGGGGCCUGCAGUCCAUAGGCAUAGCAGAGCAGAGAAAGGCAGUGGCAGUGAAUGGGGGCUGGAUGCCACUUCUCCACCGUGUCCACCAGCUGAUCAGCAGCUGUUUUUUAGCAUACCUACGACUGAUUGGCUGAAUGGCGUCACCGGAUUUGUAGCGCUGCUUGCCAUGGGCUCAACUGAAAUAGUGAGCGGCAGCAUUUGCCUUCAAAUUCAACAAACAUUAAACUACGAUUAUGAAAAAAUGUGCAAGGAUUACAAGUGUCAACAAAGGAAAUCUGAUUGA